This is a messenger RNA of Fusarium falciforme, 1365 nucleotides long. RefSeq lists its product as hypothetical. The transcript is spliced from 2 exons. Gene Ontology annotation, biological process: spliceosomal complex disassembly. Gene Ontology annotation, cellular component: U2-type post-mRNA release spliceosomal complex. NCBI's taxonomy places the organism in Eukaryota, Fungi, Ascomycota, Sordariomycetes, Hypocreales, Nectriaceae. The record is from RefSeq and is a predicted model, not a curated record. Bases 1 to 1365 code for a protein of 454 amino acids.
AUGAGUUCUUUUGCCGGAAAGCGCAAGGCCAAGGUCAUCAAGGUCGCCGACGAGGACGACACGGCUGAGAGCGUGUCCGCUCCUAGCGGCGACACAGGCUCCAGCGAUGAACCUUCCAAGCCCGUAUUUGGCGCAAAAGCCGGCCGAAAACCAUUCAGACAAUCGGGGUUGAGGAAGAGCUUCAAUCCAGCCGAGGCCGAGAGCCUUCGAGACGACAACAAUGACGAGGAUGAUGGCCCAGUGGUGGUUCGACCAGCCAUCAGCCGUUCAGGUUCGCUGAAGCAGAAAAAGAAGCCAAAGAAAGCUUCGCGACUAUCAUUCGGCGGAGACGAUGGAGCUGCGGGCGACGAGGACGCCGCCGAGGUGUUCACGCCUAAGAAGGGACCCUUGGGACGCGCACUUGAGAAUAGUGCCAUCAAGAGAGGUCUAGGCACAAAGGGACUACCUAUGCGAACACUCGGGGAUGACGACGAUCGACCAAAGUACAGCAAGGAAUAUCUCUACGAACUACAGUCAUCCACGCCGAACACACCCCAGAACGUUUCCACCCUACCGCCCGACGACACCGACAUGAUGGAUCUCGAUGCCUCCGAGCUCGAAGGCGCUGUAAUAGUCGAGUCUUCGGACUUUAAUCAACCUCAGGCGACGACGAUCCUAUCCGAGGCUGAGAUCAGGGAGAAGAAGGAACGACGAGCACGUUUGGCAAAGGAAAAGGACUUUUUGUCUGUCGAAGAUGAUGAGGAUCCGUUUGGAAAAAAGAAGAAGGACGACACUCGCUUGAUAGCAGAGGACGAAGACCUAGGCGAGGGUUUCGACAACUAUGUCGAAGAUGGGGGUCUUUCUUUGGGCAAGCGAGCCGAGAAAGAGAGGCGCAAACAUGACCGACAGAAGAUGGCUGAACUCAUCAACGCAGCCGAAGGACAUACUUCGGACUCGUCGUCUGAUAGCGACGCAGAACGUCGGAUCGCGUAUGAAGCUGCUCAGACACGUGCGGGAAUGGACGGUCUAAAGAAGCCCCGGAAGGACCCUGCCCAGGAGAUCCUUCAAGUACCGCCCAAGAUCGCGCCUCUUCCAAGCCUAACAGAGUGUCUGGCUCGUUUGCAGACAACACUCAAGGGCAUGGAAGAGGAUAUGAAGGGUAAACAGGCACGAGUGGAAAAGCUCAAGAGGGAACGAGAAGAAAUUGUGAAAAGAGAAGGAGAAGUCCAGGCGUUACUAGAUGAUACAGGUCGGAAAUACCAGGAGGCGAUGGGACAAGGGAAGGUGACUGAUGCUCCGGCAAAUGGGCCCCCGGAGUUGGCGGGAGCGAGGGGCCUAGAAACUCUAGGGACGCCAUCACGGAAGCCCGAAGAGGAGGAGGGUUGA